Messenger RNA from Paramecium tetraurelia, 711 nucleotides. RefSeq lists its product as uncharacterized. The transcript has a single exon. NCBI's taxonomy places the organism in Eukaryota, Ciliophora, Oligohymenophorea, Peniculida, Parameciidae. The record is from RefSeq and is a predicted model, not a curated record.
AUGGGUAUUUCUUGCUCAUCUUAGAAAUCUGCUAGAUACUAAAAAUCUAAAUAAACUUAGCAAGUGCAAAUUACUAACAAAGGUAAAUGCCUUCAAAAAGUAAAAGGGUCUAAAUAAAAAGACUUAUUUAUAGCAGAUGAUCUAUGUGUAAAAUUAAGCAGAUUGGACUAGCUACAUCAAUCUCCAAACAAACUUAAAAAAAACUCUUCGAUUUCAUCGUUAUUUGAUAAAUAACAGUAAUUUUUAGAGUGGAAAUUAGAAUGUGACAUAGCCUUUAUUAUCGAUUUGACUAUGAAAGAAAAUAAAAAAAGACUACGAUUACUUAAGGAAUUAUUAUCGGAAAAGGAAAGACACUAAUAAAGAUUUGGUAUUGUCUAUUUUGGGCAUAAUAAAACCUAAUUCGACUUGAUAGAUGAUUGUAUUGAAACAACAUAUGACUUAUAAAGAUAGCUAUAAACAUUAAAAUUAGAUGAGUGGAUAAAUAUAAUUAAGUCCCUAAGAAAUUAAAUAGUUACAUCAAAGGACAGGCAGUUAUCUUAGAUAUACAUACUAAGUGAAUAAAAUUAGGAAAACAUUGAUUAAUCAAUAUUGGAUAUAGUAGAUAACCUUUUAGAAGACACUUGCUCAAGAAAUUCUUUGUCUUUUUAGUGUCAUAGCUUUAAGAUUGAGGAGUAGGAUGAUAUAUAAUAUAUGGACAUAUCAUUUUAAUGA